Messenger RNA from Meriones unguiculatus (Mongolian gerbil), 1126 nucleotides. RefSeq names its product pleckstrin homology like domain family A member 2 (gene Phlda2). Gene Ontology annotation, molecular function: phosphatidylinositol phosphate binding. The transcript is spliced from 2 exons. The record is from RefSeq and is a predicted model, not a curated record. Gene Ontology annotation, biological process: positive regulation of apoptotic process; placenta development. The coding region runs from base 282 to 869 and encodes 195 amino acids. NCBI's taxonomy places the organism in Eukaryota, Metazoa, Chordata, Mammalia, Rodentia, Muridae.
GGUCCACAGCUCUCGUGCUCAGGAGCCUUGGGUCUCCCAGAGAGUGGGGUUCUGAGCGCCGUGGUCCCGUCUAGGGGUCCGGGCGCUUUCCCGGGGCUUCCCGGCCCCUUGAGUCACCGCGGGCGGGGGUCGCUGCAGUGCGUUUCUCCGCACGGCGGAGCCGGAGCCCGGGAUGGGAGGGGACGUUGGGGCUGGAGGGGAGGCUCGGGGCUCCCGUCAGAGAGGCGCCGGGCAGCUCCCCCCUCCUCUCCUCGGCCUCCGAUAAGCGGCAGCCCCAGGCAAUGGGUAAGGGGCAGCCCGGGGCGGUCGGUGGGGGCAGCUCCGGGAGCCUGCCUGGGCAGGACCGUGCCCGGCUACGGGGCGUGGCUAGUCCUGGAGGUGGAGUCCUUAAAAGGCCGGAGCCCGCGGCCCGCCGCAGCAGAGCCAGAGAGCUUCCUUUGGUGCAGCUUUUCCAAAUGGCCUCGAACGUCAUGGAGAACAAGGGCGAGAUCAUCCGCGAAGGCGAGCUGGAGAAGCGGAGCGACAGCCUCUUCCAGGUCUGGAAGAAGAAGCGCGCGGUGCUCACCGCCGACCGCCUGCGCCUCUUCGGGAGCGGCGAUCGCGUCAAGGAGCUGUACUUCCACUCCAUCCUCAAGGUGGACUGCGUGGAGCACACCUCCAAGUACGUGUACUUCACCAUCGUCACCAACCACUACAAGGAGAUCGACUUCCGAUGCGCGAGCGAGAGCUGCUGGAACGCCGCCAUCACCAUGGCGCUGAUCGACUUCCAGAACCGUCGGGCUCUGGAAGAGGUCCGCCGCCACCGCUUUUACCGCUCCGCGUGUGCCGCGUACCCGGACCCCCGUGAUCAGUACACCCGGGAUCCGUGAGACGCACGGGACCAGUCGAGCCGGGAACCAACCCACGCGGCUGCGUCAGACAGGAGCCCGGAGGAUGCCCCGGGUAACGCCGCCGCUCUUCACUGAAGACAUUCCCGCGCUCGCUGAGCUUCGCCCUGCUGUGCGGGCGCGCUAACUUAUUGGACUGUUUUUAUACCAAUGGUCACUCUUCCCAACCCACCAUUCCGUCUUAAUAUUUUUAUACCAUGUUUUCAUUCCAAAUAAACAAUGCCAUAUUUUUCUAACAA